AUGGGUCAUCGUCCUUACCCUGGAACAGCCUUAAGCUUUGUUCGGGACGAUGAAAAUGCUAUUUUUGUGGACAGGCAUUAUGAUAACAGAGAUUUAACUGAAUUGAGGAAUAUACUCGAUCGUGUGCCAGAUAUAGCUCUAGUAAUUUAUGGAAGUUCAGCAUGGAAUGGUUUCCAUACAUUCUUUCUUCCAACAAAUAAAGCAUUCGCCAAAGUGAUUGAUCGAAAUCGUGUGGAUCGUGAGGUUUUGUUGGCUCAUGUUUCUGGAAUGAAUCGCGUGGGUGAGCUUAAAGUUUUAAUUCAAAUAUGGAUUCUGGGGAGUUGUCUCGGGUUUUAUUCACAUACCCUUGGCUAUUUGAUGGAGGAAUUCACUUUUAUCCUUCAAUUAGGCAGAUUUUCUUCAAAUAUAAUUGAGGAUAAUUACAAACUUAAAUUGAGUAUGAGAAAUAUUACCGAUCAUAGAACUGGCAAAUGGGAUUUGUAUGCAGUAUCAACCAUUUAUGAGCGUUAUGGAGAAUUUAGAAGAGGGGCUGUAUGGGCCAAAAUACUUGUUCCAAAUAUUCCUGUACAAAACGGAGUUGUGCAUAUUGUUGAUAAUGUUCUCGGGAUAGUAACUAACACAAUUGAUCAGAUGCUUAUGGACAAUUAUCGAUGUACAACUUUAAUGAGGUAUAUGGCUACUAUUGGACAGGUUUAUAAUUUCUUAAAAAUUUGGUAUUUUUUAAAGAUUGUCAGAAAUUACAUGUCAGCAACUGGAGGUCUUGUAACCUUUUUUGCUCCAUGGAAUGAAGCCUUUGAACGCAUUCCUGAACCAAUUGAAAGAAGAUUGUUGAGGGAUAGAAUUUGGUUGGAACAAGUUCUUAAAUUACACAUUAUCCCAGCAAAGGAAUUGGUUAGUGAAGAAAUUACAAAUGAUACAAUAAUUGCUACAGUGGACAAUAUGAGACAUUUAUAUUUUUCAAAAACUGAAUGGCCUAAAAAUAAUAUAACUUAUUAUGUUAUUGGUGGAGGAAUUCGAACAGCUAUACAAAUGGAGGAUGUAACAGCAACAAAUGGAAUAAUUCAUUACAUUGAUAGAGUAUUGGGCGUCCCCUAUCAGUCCCUUUGGGAAGUACUUCUUAAUGAAACUAGGGCCCAUCAAUCGAUGGAAAUGCUAAAUAAUUUACAGCUUAAAUACACUCUCGACCCGUGGCAAGUGCUUACUCCAGAACAGAAUAUGACCUUCUUUGUGCCGAUUGAUGAGGCUUGGGAUAAGGUCAGCCCGUCGAUGAAGAAUCGAUUACUGGACGGAAAUCAUUGGCAAGCAUUGCAAUAUGUUUAUAAGCGGCACAUUCUCCAAGGACAGGCACUUAUGUAUACAGAUUUGCGUGAGAGAACUUAUGUGAUGAUGAAUGAUGAAAAAGUGAUUAUUAGACGGCGUGGCAGAUAUUUUGAACUUUACUGGCCGAGAGGUAAUCGAGUGGCAAGAAUUAUUGAAGGAGGUGAAAUUGCUGGAAUUAAUGGAUUUAUGCAUUUAAUAGAUGGGGUGCUUGUUUAUGAACCAGAUCUUCGAGCUGGUUCUGCAAUUGUAUUAAUUGACAAUCAAUUGUUGUUAUUUUUGAUAUUUUUAAUUUUAUUUUGGUGA
This is a messenger RNA of Meloidogyne enterolobii, 1623 nucleotides long. The record is from the annotation of a GenBank genome assembly. Lineage: Eukaryota; Metazoa; Nematoda; Chromadorea; Rhabditida; Meloidogynidae.